UGAAUGAGUGUGCGAAAAUUGUUAUGCACUUAGUGUAAGAACAGAUAUCUUUCACAUACGUACAUUAUUUGUUCACGAAUACAUGUGGCAUGCAGUCAGUCUAAAUGUAUCGAAAUGAGCUACCUUGUGAAGGGCGCUGCUAAUAAUCGGAUGGUUACUUCGGGGGUAUAUUCCAAACCACUAUACUGUGAAUCAUUGACUGAUUUCUGCUGUACUCGAAUUGCUGCCAGUGCUCAAUGGACUUAACUUGUUCAAUCUGCCUUAAUGUCUUGUUCAAACCAGUUCAUCUCCCUUGCAACCACCAAUUCUGCAAGGACUGCAUAGUUCAGGCUUUAAACUUCACUGCAUAUCAAUGUCCUAUUUGCAGAUACAGACUUUCAAACUGGCUACGGAGAGUAAAAGAUAUAGAUUCAGUGAUUUCCGAAAGUAAAGAAAAUGAAAUUCGAAGCCUUUUUCCAAAUUAUUAUAAUUCCAAGGAAUCGGGAAUGUCCCCUUCCUUGUCUGAAUUUGAAAUCAAAACCCUUGAAGCGAAAAAUACAGAUCCUAUUCCAAACUGUUUUGCCGAGCCAGGAGAUGUGCAUGAUUAUUAUAUGAAAGAGAUCGAGAAGUAUUCACAUUUACGUUCUUUAGAAGAUAAAGAAAAUGAAGAAGCUUCCUUAGCACUAGCUGCUCAGCUCCUAUUUGAAGAUGGUCUUAACUCGCCAGCAGAUGACAUUUUACCCUUUGAGUGCCAGAAUAAUAACCAUCACAUUGAAAAUAACCUCACACCCAUUGCUUCCUCCUCAUCCAGAAGUAAAGGAAUAAAGAAAAAGUGCGGAAGAAAGCAAAUAAGAAAGCGACAAAAACAAGUAAAACAUUGUUGGAUUACGCUAUCAAUACAGCUAACGUCGGACUCAAACCAGAAGUUGCGAAUGAACAGAUUUUGUGUGAUGAGACAUUUGCUCGGAGGUUGCAGAUUAAAUAUUCAAAACUGUUGGAUAACAUGGAAGAGCAUAAACGUCUGAAAGGUAGAAAAUAAUAUUCUUGAUAAUUUUGUGAUUAUCUGUGUAACAAAACAAUAUUUAACGCUACUUUAUUUUGUCAUGCAAGAUAAAUAAAGUGUUCAUAUUGUAUAGAAUUAAACCAAAUGAACAUAAUUAUCUAUAAAAGUUAAUUUGCCCGAAGAACAAUC
Molecule: messenger RNA, 1171 nt
Organism: Schistosoma mattheei
Lineage: Eukaryota; Metazoa; Platyhelminthes; Trematoda; Strigeidida; Schistosomatidae
Source: the annotation of a GenBank genome assembly